Molecule: messenger RNA, 2259 nt
Organism: Pyricularia pennisetigena
Lineage: Eukaryota; Fungi; Ascomycota; Sordariomycetes; Magnaporthales; Pyriculariaceae
Exons: 2
Coding region: 1-2259 (752 amino acids)
Biological process (GO): protein ubiquitination; Ras protein signal transduction
Cellular component (GO): cytoplasm
Molecular function (GO): zinc ion binding; ubiquitin protein ligase activity
Source: RefSeq, a predicted model, not a curated record
AUGCCGUCGUAUAAUUAUCACCUCAAGUUUGAGCUCUACCCAAAUCCUGAUCCCGAAGCGACGCUUUCUCACUACGACAAGAACCCCGCCAACAUCUGGCUUCCGACCGAUGCCGCAGGCAUCUUUGGCCGACUUCCAUCACAUCCGCGAGUACAAUCUACGACCAGAAGUGGCAAACCGACCUGGACGACAGCGGCGGAGCCUUUAAAGACAGAGACACGCAAUAAGACCUGGGCACACGAUUACGUUCCUAUUGAGGACCGGAGGCAGAUCCAGCAGCAUCCCUCUCAGAUCAUCGAUUGCGGCCCGUCGCGACCAGUCCAUAGCGGGCCUUCUAGUUUGACAAGAGAGGAAUACGGGGAGAGCAACAUCGCGCGCAUAAGCGAGCGUCAAUCUCGUGCCAGAUCCCAAAGCAUUCCGGCGCCCAAGUUCACUGCCGGUCUCGGGCCCAAAACUGCUGCCAAGGACUGGCGGUUCGGGCGGAUCAACCUCGAGAGCUUUGACCUGGAUGGGGACGAGACAGACACAAACGCCGGUAAGGGAGGAUUGGGCCUAUUGGGGAACAACGCAGCCCAGAAGAUGGCGGAAACCGGCGGAGCAGCCUCAGGCGCUGCCAGUGGCUCGACAAGCACCAUGACGGAUGUCAUGCCGGCAGCCUCGUUGGGACCGACUCUGGGAGGAGCAGCCCAGGCGACACGAGCGAGAUAUGUACCGCUGGAGACCAAGAACACAGAAAUCGGCUGGGGCAUCGUGCACUUGUAUCGCGAGGGCAGCGACGGUAGUAGUUCGAAGGUGACCACGUCGUCAUCAGACAAGGGAGUAGAGGGUGUCAACGACGACGAGGGAACUAUUCUCUGCAUACCGGCUGUUCCUGGAUACCUCUCACCGAGCGACUUCCUCGGUUUCGUUGGCGAGAAAUGGCGCGGUGAUGUCAGCCACUAUCGUAUGGUAAUGACAAGUCGAAUGAACCGUUACAUGGUCCUUAUGAAGUUUCGAGAUGCGAAGAGAGCCAAGGAGUGGCGUAGGGAGUUUGAUGGCAAGGUCUUUAACAGCCUGGAGGCCGAGAUCUGUCACGUCACCUACAUCAAGUCCAUCACGGUGGAGACCCCCACGAAGCCCGUUCCCCGUUUCUCAGAGUCAUCGUCAUCUGUAUCGAGCUCCCUCAAACCGUUCCCGCCACCAACCGCAGAUCUAGUCGAGCUGCCGACCUGUCCCGUAUGUUUGGAACGGAUGGAUGACACGACCGGCCUCAUGACCAUUCUGUGUCAGCAUGUGUUCCAUUGCACAUGCCUUCAGACUUGGAAGGGAUCCGGCUGUCCCGUGUGCCGCGCAAGCACCAAACCCGCUCAUCCACCUACAUCGCCCUUGGACCGGCCGUUCGGCGCCGGGGUAUCGAAUCUAUGUACCGUGUGCGACGAGGCUUCGGACCUAUGGAUCUGCUUGAUAUGUGGAAACGUCGGUUGCGGUCGCUACAAGGGGGGUCACGCCAAGGACCACUGGAAGGAGACGGCUCACUGCUUCAGCCUGGAGCUGGAAACACAGCAUGUCUGGGAUUACGCAGGCGACAUGUGGGUGCACCGCCUCAUUAGAGACAAGGGGGAUGGCAAGGUCGUCGAGCUACCGCAACGGCCAUCACGGGAGGCCGACGACGAGAACGGCAUCUACGACCAGGACGUCGUCCCGCGCGCCAAGCUAGACAGCAUCGGGCUCGAGUACACUCAUCUGCUCACCAGCCAGCUCGAGUCUCAGCGCGUGUAUUUUGAGGAGCUGGUCAGCAAGGCGGCGGACAAGGCGUCCAAGGCUGCCGCGUCGGCAGAGUCCGCCAGCUUUGCCGCCGCAGAAGCCAUCCGGCAGCUUAACGAGCUCCGGGCCGAGCACGCGACGCAAAAGACCGAGACGAUCCCUUCGCUGGAACGCGACUUGGAGCGUGAGAGGAAGCGGGCCGGCAAGGCGGGGGACUUGGCUCGGUCGAUGGGCAAGUCGCUGCAGGAGGAGAAGCGCGUGAGCGAGGGUCUCAUGGCCCGCAUCGAGCACGUCAACCGCGAGCUCGAGGCUGUCAAGCUUGAGAUGGCUAAACUCAAGGAGGAGAAUGAGGAGCUGAAGGAUACUAAUCGCGACCUGACCAUGUUCAUAUCCGGGCAGGAGAAGCUCAAGGAGAUGGAGAACGAGGGUCAGAUCGAGGCUGGCGAGCUGGAGGAGGGUACGGCCAGCGUGCCGGAGCAGAAGCGGAAGAAGGGCAAAGGCAAAGCGAAGAAGUGA